AUGGCGAGCUCUGAUAGAUAUGGCAGCUCCCCUUGGCUCCUGUGUGCCCUGCUGUGUCCUGUGCCUUCUUCUCCAGCCCAGUCCACUGUGAUUGGUCCUGGGGAACCUAUAGUGGCUUUAUUGGGAGAAGAAAUCACAUUGCCCUGUGAUUUAUAUCCUGAAAAGAAUGCAGAGCACAUGGAAAUUAGGUGGUACAGAGUCACUCAGUCCAACAUCACAUAUUUUGGUGGAGAGAAUGUCACUAGAAAGCAGCUGAUAGAAUAUACUGGGAGAAUCAACUUAUUGAAUGAUGACAUCACUAAAGGAAGCAUGGCCUUGAAGAUUCACCAGGUCAGAUUCUCCGAUGAAGGGGAGUACCAAUGUGUUCUUCAAGAUGGCAGUGGCCAACAGGCAGCCACUCUGGAGCUGAAGGUGGCAGCUUGGGGAUCAGAUCCUCAGAUUGAUGUGGAACCUCUGAAGGAUGGAGAAGUUCUGCUCCUGUGCCAAUCAAAUGGGUGGUACCCAAAGCCCCAAGUGGGAUGGAAAGACAUUCAGGGAGAGAGCUUGCUGCCCCUGUCAGAGUCUCACUCUCAGGAUGGAGAAGACCUUUUCCAAGUAGAAACAUCUCUAGUAGUCCAAGCCAAUUCCACCAAAGAUGUGUUUUGUUAUAUUUGGCACCCUCUCUUUGGGAAGCAGAAGACAGUGUCAUUUCCCCCAGGAGAAAAUCAAUCUCAAAAUGAAGAAGAGAAAGAUCCCCCAAAAGUCAUUACAGAUGCAGUACAUAUAACUUUGGACCCAGCCACAGCUCACCCUAUCCUGAUCCUAUCUGAGGACCACAGCCAGGUGACCUAUGGGGAUGCUGAACAGGAUGUCCCUAAAACCAGCCAACGAUUUGACUUUCAGCCCUGUGUGAUGGGCAGGAAGUGCUUCAUCUCUGGAAGACAUUACUGGGAGGUUGAAGUGGGAACUGGGGCAGCCUGGACCCUGGGUGUUUGUAGGGAAGCAGUGAAUAAGAAAGGUUGGAUUGUCCUAUCUCCAGAAGAGGGGUUUUGGACAAUGAGGUUUUAUAAAAAUUGCUAUGAGGUUCUGAGCAGCCCUUUGACCUCUCUCCCUCUGAAAAGACCUGUUAGCCAAGUUGGAAUUUACUUGGACUAUGAGGCUAGAGAGGUUUCAUUUUACAAUGUGACAGAUAGAACACAUAUUUAUACCUUUGCCAAUUGCUCUUUCUCUGGGACUAUCUGUCCCUUUUUCUGGGUCUCUCCUGGUGCUCCCCUCAUCCUCCCCAGGUUGACCAAAGAGAAACUUAGUCUUCUAGAGGUGCCAAGUGAUUUUCACCCAGUGUGUGUCCCAGGAGAUCUGUCCCCAGCUCCUAACUGA
This is a messenger RNA of Trichosurus vulpecula (common brushtail), 1356 nucleotides long. Its product is annotated as butyrophilin subfamily 2 member A2-like. The transcript is spliced from 7 exons. Bases 1 to 1356 code for a protein of 451 amino acids. Gene Ontology annotation, cellular component: external side of plasma membrane. Gene Ontology annotation, molecular function: signaling receptor binding. The record is from RefSeq and is a predicted model, not a curated record. NCBI's taxonomy places the organism in Eukaryota, Metazoa, Chordata, Mammalia, Diprotodontia, Phalangeridae. Gene Ontology annotation, biological process: T cell receptor signaling pathway; regulation of cytokine production.